GUCACUUAAUUCUGAGUCUGCGCAGCCAGUGUGUUGUGUCCGCCAUAUUGAACUGCUCACAGAAGUAACAUGUCUUUAAUCGAAGACGAGUUCUAGAAGUCAUAUUGAUAUAUGUAUGUUUAGUAAAUGAACGUAAGUUAAGUCUGAUUUAUAGAGAUUCCAAUGGGUAAGAGGUAUUACUGCGACUACUGCGACCGCAGUUUUCAGGACAACCUGCACAACAGAAAGAAGCACCUAAACGGCGUCCAGCAUCACCGGGCGAAAAAAGCCUGGUUUGACAACUUCAGAGAUGCUGCCACAGUUUUAAAUGAAGAGCGGACAAAGGAGCCCUGCAGAAAGUUUCUCCAGACAGGACAAUGUGUAUUUGGCACAAGCUGUCGUUUUUCACACAUGUCUGAGAGACAUAUGAAGAUGCUGGAGCAAAAGAUUGAUGAUGAAAAGCGGCAGAAGGAAGAUCCUGACCAAGAUGGAUCAUCUGCUAAGCGCAGCGUUGAUGAAUGGCUCUCCAGAAGAGAGAAGAAGCUGGCUGCUUUGACAUCAGGAAGAGUUUUAAAGAUGGAAGAGGAAGAAUGUUCUGAAAACAUUGAGAUACCUCCGUAUUUGCUGUCUAUUCCAGAUCUUCCUCCAUCUCUUCAUCCCCCACCAACUGGUGGUUGGAGAGUGACAGUACACAAUGAAUGGGGUUAAAAUGUAAUUUAUAAAAGUCCUUUUUAUUAUUCCUUUAAAAAAAACAAUGCUGCUAAAUCUAAUCAUUACAAAGCCUUUUGUGUAAUUCUAUAAAGGAAUAGUUCACACAAAAAUAAAAAAAGGUAGAACAUUUACUCACUCUCGCCGUCUAUGAUGUAGAUAAUUUAGUUUGUUCCUUGUAAUGCCAAAUUUCUCCAAAUCUCUUCCAUCGCUUGCUUGCCAAUAGAUCCUCUUCAGUGAAUAAGUGCUGAUCCAUUGCUUAAGCAAGUGAUAAAAGGAUAAAUUUCUCCAAAUCUGUUCAGAUGAAGCAACAAACUCAUCUACAUCUUGGAGGGUGAGUGCAUUUUCAGCAAAUGUUCCCCGUUUGGGUGAACUGUUUCUGAAAAGGAGAACAAAUUGUGCAUAUUUGUAUCAAAUUAUAAUGCAGUACAAGUCCAGGUGCAUGAUGAAAAAAAAAAUGCAAUGAACUUGUAUAGUUUAAAAAUCAUGUUUUGCAUGAAGUAACAAGUUUACAUUUUGAACAGUUUAUAGGGAUAUUUUAAAUAAAUCCGGUGCAGUGAAUUUCAUAAUGUAGAGUUGUGUUUUGUGUGUGUGUCUGGAAAAAAAAACGUUAUUUUUCUUCAAAAGGUAGGAGUUAACAUAAUUGAUUGCUUUUAUUUCCUGUGUAUCAAGAAGCUGACAAUGUUCCCAAGCUGAAUGCUAAGACUACUGAGAGAGUUAUUGUUUUUGUCUGCCGUCUGUGUCAGUGGUUUGGAUUGAAAUUCAGAUGAGGGAAGCGUUUUCAAUUUAGUCCUGAUUGCUUGUUGCAGGGAUGUUUUGUGCUGUUAGCUUGCAUGGCCUUAGUGAAUUCCUCUUGUCUGCACUGAUGAAUGUUACACUUGACUGGGAUGCAUUACAUUUACAGGCCUGGUGAUGAAAGGUCUUAUUGGCCAUGUGUUAGAGUAAAGAUAAGUAAAUUAAAAAUAUUCAGGUAAUAAAGUGGUCUAGUUGAGUUUGGUGACUUAAUACCAGGUAUACAUAGCUCAUUGAAUUAAAAAAAAAUGUUAGAAGACCUGUUAUACCAAAGCAUGUAUUUUGAAUUCAUACUAGUGUGGAAAUAUGGAAAUAUGUGGAAUAAAUUCAGCCAAACCAGCAUGCCUUUUGAAGUGCUGCUUACAAUAGUAAGAUGGUUUGCGCUCUCAAAUGCAAAACAGUAGGUGGGAAAAAAAAGAAAUCAGUGAGAAAGACCAAAGAAGAAGCACCACUUUUUAAUUCAUUUGUUCACAUGGUACAAUUAAAUGUAACAUUAGCACAUGUUGGCACAUCAUAGAUUCAGAGUUGUUUUCUAGGGCUACAUUGAUGCAAUAUAAAGUUACAUACAUCAGUUGGAUAUAUUAGUUACAUCACUACAUUAAUAUAAUUAAGUGAGCUAAUUUGUAACUGCCAACGUGUUUCAGCCGUUAUGUAGUUGAAUGUAAUAGAUGUCAUUUAAGUAAAUGUGCUGUAAUAUUUCCAUGUGGAGUAAGAUGAAUUUAUAUAAAUAAAUAUUGAAAACAUACAAAAAUAAAACUAUUUUUCCAUAUAAUCCUAAGAGGUUUAUCCAUUUAUUAUUCUGACUGGAAAAAACAAAACAUAUUGCCAUGUUAAAUAAUAAAACCCCUAUUAGUGUGUAAAAACAAUUUGCACAGCACAUCACAUGCUUGAGCUUUGGAUAAUCGAGAGCAUGAUAUGUUUCUGAUGUCCUGAAAUCAGUAUAUCUCAAUUUGUAUAUGUAUAGAUAUAUAAAUCGUAACUCACAGUAAAUUGUCAUCAAAUAAGCAUAGAUUGCAUAUUUUAACAACAGAGGCUGACCUUGACAUUACACAACAUGUCAGAAAAUUACAAAUGCAUGCAACUGCAAAGAAACAGGUUUUCAUCAUUGCUUAUAUAUUUUGCGCAAGGGUUGUUUCAUCAUGUCAGCAUAAUCUUCAUGAUCUGAAGUCAGAAUGUCUGAGCUUGCUGACUACAAAUAACAGAAAUAUCUUCUGUAAUAUUAAUAUUACUCUGAAAAAAUCUUGUAUAUUGAUAUGUUUCACUCUACACUAUCAUUACAAUCAUAUGCAGUUGCAGAUCAAUUUAAAUAAUUAGUCAUAACAGACUUAACUUACAUGAUUGUUUUUCCAAAUUAAGUCAUAGAAAUGUUAAUGAACAGCUUAUUUGUAUCAGUUAAGUGUCAUCUGUGAUAAAGCACAAACAUGUGAAUUAAUUACUGGGAAAGUGCACAAAAUAUAGACUUUGGACUUCAAACCUAAGACACACAGAACAACACCAUCCAAUUUACUGUUUAGGCACUGAGAUUACUGACAAAUGCAUAAAUUACAGAUAGAUGCUGGAUGCAUACAUUUAUUUCAGAGUAUGCAUAAGCCAAAUAUUGCUUGUUACCGUUAACUCGCACCAAACUUAAAGCUAUUAAGUUCAAAACAACACUUUUGAAUAAUGUGCACUGGUUCAUUCCAUUUGAGUUAUGCUAUGAAUGCAUAAUUUAAAGCAACUGUAUGUAGCUUUG
This is a messenger RNA of Labeo rohita (rohu), 3211 nucleotides long. RefSeq names its product zinc finger, matrin-type 5 (gene zmat5). The coding region runs from base 163 to 687 and encodes 174 amino acids. The transcript is spliced from 5 exons. Gene Ontology annotation, cellular component: U12-type spliceosomal complex. NCBI's taxonomy places the organism in Eukaryota, Metazoa, Chordata, Actinopteri, Cypriniformes, Cyprinidae. The record is from RefSeq and is a predicted model, not a curated record. Gene Ontology annotation, molecular function: zinc ion binding.